Rhineura floridana is the source of this 5278-nucleotide messenger RNA. RefSeq names its product PHD finger protein 24 (gene PHF24). The transcript has 8 exons. Bases 88 to 1302 code for a protein of 404 amino acids. NCBI's taxonomy places the organism in Eukaryota, Metazoa, Chordata, Lepidosauria, Squamata, Rhineuridae. The record is from RefSeq and is a predicted model, not a curated record.
CCCCAUGCCCGCGAGGCAAAGGCGACGGCCCUGAUGGGCUCCGAGCAGGCACCUUGCUAGGUGGGGAACCCGGACCGUCUCAGAGCCAUGGGGGUGCUGGUGUCCAAGCGGCAGACGGUGGAGCAGGUCCAGAGGGUCAGCCUGGCGGUGUCCGCCUUCAAGGACGGGCUGCGGGAGCGCCCUGCUGCCAAGCGCAAGCCGGAGGGAGCCGCCAGCCGGCGAGGGACCAUCGAGGACGCGGUGCAAGAGCUCCAGGAGGAGGCGGCAGCGGAAGGGGGGUCUCCGGCAGGACCCUCGCGGCAGGAGGGCGGCAGCAGGCGGAGGGCAGCCUGGGAGAGGCUGCGGGACGGGCGAGGUGUGGAGCCCGAGGAGCUCGGCCCCGCCACCAGCCUCACGCCGCCAGCCUCUGCCCGCCCCACGCGGGGGCAACACGACGACGAGCCCAUCGAGAUCAGCCUGGCGCAGCGGGAGCAGGUGACCAACGACGAGAUGUGUGAGGUGUGCGAGGUCUGGACGGCAGAGAGCCUCCUACCGUGCCGUGUGUGCACGCGGGUCUACCACGACGGCUGCCUGCACCGGAUGGGCUUCCUGCCCCAGGACAGCGCCGCUGAGGUCACUGAGGCUGCCCAUUCGGAGGCCGGCUGGAGCUGCUACUCAUGUGACAACCUCAACUUGUUACUCACAGAAGAAGAGAUGAGGAGCCUAUCCCAAUCCUUCCGACAAUGCAAGGUCACCCCUGAGAGUGCGCUGACCUUGGAUGACUUCUUGAACUACAAGCGCCUGUCGAGGCAGCAAGAGGGCGAGCAGCCCACCAGUGAAGAACAGGAAGAACGUGAUACUCUGCAAUUUGCUGCCCUGGACCCUGAGAAGUCGGGCCACAUUGAAUGGGUGGAUUUCCUCUCCCACGAGUCCAUCCUGCUGCUGCAGAGGACACGCACACAGAAUGCCCUGCUACGCCUGCUGACAGGCAAAGAGCGAGAGAGGGUGCGAGCCAUGUUCCUGGCCCUGGGUCAGCAUGGGGAUGGGCUCAUCAGCGAGGCAGAGAGUCGGCGCACCCAACACACCUGGUUCUGUAAGCGGCACAAGGAGACGCCCUCCUGCAAUGUCAGCAUCAGCCAUGUGGGCCCCAUCUCCGAGAGCAGCCCGGCCAGCAGCACAAGCCAGGACCAGGCUCUGUUGCACAGAGAACCAGAGGAGCCAAGCCGCACUAUCGACUGGCCGGCUUUCCUGCGAGAGAGCGCCAUCUACAUCCUUGCUGCCCGGCCCAACAGUCCCGCUGUUCACCUCAAGCCAUCGGCAUAAUAAGGGCUUGCUUGGCAAGGAGGGGGGGUCGCAGACAAACAGACUUGCCUUGCUGGGAAGAGAGGGGACAUGUCCAUGAGCCUGCCUUGCCAUCUUGAUUUGUGCAGGCAAUGCCUCUUUCUUGCUGGAGACCCACAAGACGCUCUGCCUACCGGCCAGAGCACUACCAGGGGUGGUUAUGGAGGGCAAAACGUUUGGCAUUUCUAAAUCUCUCCCCACAUGCUGUAAAUGCAUACACACACACACACAGAGAGAGAGAGAGAGAGAGAGAGAGAGAGAGAGAGGCAGGGCCUGGGUUGGAUGGGAUCAGAUCAUACCUUUUUUACCAAUAGCUUUAAAAUGUUGACAUUGUACUUUCUGGUUGGCCGACGGAUAAAGCAGCAUCGAUGCUUCUCUCCCUCCCCUUUCAGUUUGGCCCUUUUCAUUUUGACUGGCUGAGAGGGACAGGAUUCAAAUCUUCCAGCAGCCCCUCAGUUUCUGCUUAGCUAAAAAAUAAGAAAAGAAAUCAAGUGCUCCUCAACCAUCUCUUUAGCCACAAGGUUAAUCUGCUUAUACAUCACAGCCAAUUUCUUGUGUUUCUGACCAGCCAAGCUCGGAGCAUCUGCACAUCUCAGCCGCUUCCUAAUUUUCUGAAUGGCCAAGAGAGGACAAAAUGUCAGCCUCACUGUGGCCUUCUUGUUUUGCAUAGCCACGAAAGUAAAGGUAAUCAAGCCUAUCCAUCUGGAGGACCCUCACUCUGUCUCCCUUCUGGAACAUCGACAAAAGAACAAAACAGGAGUUGCUCUUGCCCCACUUCCAACAAGCACCGUGCUCACGCGCUGCAGUUGCAUUCUAGUUUGUGAAUUGGCUGUGAAGGGAGAGGACCAAGCACAGGUACCCCAGGGGGGCAUGCUCAUUUUUGACGGGCUGAGAGCAGGGGUGGGGGAGAAUGUCCCUUCACAUUUAGAGGCAACCCCCCCCAAUUCGCAUUUUCCAAAACAAUCCAAGAACCAAAAAACCUGCAGCCGUUCAAAAUCCAUGGGUCUGAAUUUUGCAAUGCAGUUCCCUGGCCACACGUGUACAGACAUGUAUAUUUGGGGGAAAGUGUGCAUGAAAAUGCAUAUAUUAGUUAAGGUACCAUAUACUGGGGAAAAUUGCUUUGCAAAAUUGCAUUCAAAAAUGUGUUUAGUAGGAGGAAUUCACACUAAAAUGCUGUUGAAUUUUCAUGAGGACUUUUUAAAGAAGAAAAUCACAAACUGGUGUUGAUAUGAAAGAUGUGUUGAUAUGGAAAUUUAAGACUGGGAAAAAAGUGAGACUGACAGAUGGGCCCAUCCUUCACUGAGUGACAGCCAAGCUCAUGAGUUGUCUGCAAGACCUUGCGUGUUCACAUGGCCUUAAUAUCCAUUUUCAGGUGGUGGUGGGGGGAGAAGGGCAGAAUCCUUUGCUAGCCCAAAAUAAGCUCUUUAUUUCCCAAAUGAGAUGCCUGUUUGCAACUACUGGAGUGGAUCCUGGCUGCUAAUGACCUGCAACCCUGCAAGAGGAACUCUAGACGUAUUAUUGCCUCUCCUCCAUUUGAGGGAUACAGGAGGAGAUGAUCCCAGCAUGCUCGGGCAUCAAUUUCCAGCAAGACAUAGAGCAGCUAGCACUUAACCAGGGCUGGGAGUGCCCCACUUGCCCUUUGUGGAGAGAUUUCCACUCCCAAGAAGGUUCCCAAUAGCUCACCUAUGAGAACAAAAUAAGACUAUGUGAACCUCCUACACUGUUGGACCAGAGGCUGAGGGUCCAUCUAGCAGUGGUGGCUGGUGCCCAUUGGCAGAAGGCAGGAAGACCAACAGCAGGGGAAGCUGGAGCCAAGGACUGGCAGAACCAGCGGAUUCUUCUUUUGUCCGCAUCCUCCCUGCACAGUUCUACAAGGGCAAAACUGAGACUAGGAGGGAGGAAGCUGACCCCCCUCUGGACUGGUUGUAAGUAAGAAGGCAGGCAGGUAGGGGGCUGACUGAGGGCACACCGAGGGUGUGGGGCAGUGCCCCUUCAGCACUAAUGGAGCAGCCUCCAAUACUAUCAAGUGUUCUACUUGGUUACUAAGAGUGGCCAGCUAGUUCCCUUGGGGAAAGCUUAUAAACCCUGACCUCCCCGCCAAAAAAUAUCCUGGAUUGUUCUAGCAAUAGCUGCCAAAACAGAAAAUCAGGAGGAUGACUAGAGAAGCAGCAACUGAUGUUGCAAAUGCCUCAUUCAAGAAAAGUAUCCAUGUUGCAGCACGGGGAAGGGGUGGAAGCACCCUCUACACAUGGCACCACAUCUCUUCCAGUCAUUGCUCUCCUGAUACAGAAUCCGUCCCCGCCAUAUCCUGCAACUGUAACUGAACCAACCAUCUCUCUCUCCUCUAUGUAAGUACAAAGUGGGGGCCCUUGAGGACCCCGAGUCCUUGCCUAGGAUGGCUGUCAGUGGCUCGCCUUGGCCUUGGCCAUGUCCCUUAACUUGGCCUCGAAGCUACAUUGUGGGCAAUGUUAACAACACCGGAAGAGCUCUGCUGGAUCAGCCAACUGCAAAGUCUAUAGUUCACGUGUGCUGAGCUUCAGGGGCCAAUCAGGUGAGCUGGACUUUCCCCUCCUCCCCCAGCUAUGUCACACUUAGAAGCGUGGACAGAACAUGACCACAUAGGCACACAGAAAAAGCACAGCACCGCUUGCAGCUUCCAAUGGGAGAGCAACGACUGGAUAGCCUAAGAGCCACCCGUCUGGAGGCAGCUUUGGAGAUGGAAAAUACGAGGACAAUGUCACACAAAGGCCUUACAUCAAUUCAGUCUCCCCCCAUCCCUGGAGAAGUGUCAGGUGCCGUGGAGAAAGGCUGGGCAUUAUAUUGGGGGGGGUCAAGAAAACAUGUCUGCACUGGCAGCCCAAUCCACAUUCAUCUACCAAACUGGCCACUACCACUGGCAGAUCACCCUCCUCAUCUACCCUCAUCUACACAGACACAGAGGCCAGGACUUUUCAUCGUUUUGCAGCUGACCUGUAUUUGGUGAAGCUUCUUCAUGCUCUCACCAACCAACUCAACUAGAUCUACCAGAGCCCAGACACAGGACUGAUUCCCCUUAAGAUGUUGGCCUCACUCCCUGCUGUGUCAUCUUAGUUCAGACUCCUAAGAAGAGCUUGACUGCUGGAUCAGACCAAAGGCUGAGAUCCUGUUUCCCACAGUGGCCAACCAGAUGCCUUUGGGACACCACAAGAAGAGACGGGCAUAUUGCCUCUAACCCUGGAGAUACAUAUCCAUCAUGACUAGUAGCCAUUAAUUGCCUUAUCUGCCAUGCAUUUGUUCAACCUGCUUUUAAAGCCAUCCAGGCUGGUGGCCAUCGCUCCAUCUUGUGGCAGUCAGUUGCAUGUGCACUAUGCGAAGAAGUGCUUCCUUUUGUCUGUCCUGAAUUUACUACCCUUCAGCUUCGUUGAAUGAAAGUUCUAAUAUUUCCGGAGAGGGAGAAAAACUUCUGCGCUGCAGAGGAGAGCCUGUUACACUUGGUGAAGACCAAGCAAGCAAUUCAGACUUUGCCACUGUUGCCCCACAGAAACACCCCACAUCACAGCAGGCCAAUACAACUGGAGGGGGCAGCUGGACACCCAUGAAGAAUGUUGCCUGUUCUUAAGACAGGAGUUGACCAGGUUCCAAAUAACAUAUCCCAGACAAAUAGCCAUAUUAGUCCUUUAAAAUACAAUCCAUAGGGGCAGUAAAGGACUGUCCCACAGUAACAGUGCAGCAUACGGCUUUCAAGAUGCACAGGAUGUAUUUCUGAAACUCUCGUUCGGUGAUCUUUACGUGGCCUUUUUCAUAGGACUCUGUAGAGAUGCAUAAACACACACGCAGGACUGCGGGGACUCUAAACCUCUUCCUUUGCUCUUCCACUGCGCUGCUCAAUCCCGUACCAAGGCAUCCCCAGUUCUGUGAUCUGAAUAAAUGAUGUGAAUUGAGCACUUUGGGGCUUUGCACAAUUUUUCCUGAGUUUAGC